AUGGCCGCCAAUCCCAAGGCCGAUGCGAUGACGGAGGAGGAGCGUUGUGCGGUGGAGAAGCGACAGCGCGACUUUGAGCGCUCUCUCGCCGGUGCAAGCGUUGGCAAAGCUGGCCUCGCCCUUGACCAGUCUGAGAUCAACCGUCGAAUUGCAGAAGCUUCCAAGGACUCUAAGUUCUUCAAGCACCAGCAGCGCAAGGAUGCCGAGCUCAACGAGAAGAUCGAGUGGUUCCAGGCCAAGCGCGACUCUCUUCUUGCCGCAUCCGACAUCCUUAAGCUUGAGGCCGACGCCGACAAGAUCCUCGUUGAAGUCGAAGCCAAGCGUGACUUGUCACAGACCAUCGUUCACGUCGACAUGGACAUGUUUUACGCCGCCGUAGAAAUCCAGCGUGAUCCAACGCUCAAGGGCAAGGCGUUUGGUGUGGGUGGCGGCGUGCUGUGUACGGCUUCUUACGAAGCGCGCAAAUAUGGUUGUCGGUCGGGCAUGGCUGGCUUUGUUGCGCGCAAACUCUGCCCACAUAUCAUCAUCACUGAUCUCCACUUUGACCUAUACGGCGCUGCAUCUAAGAAGGUCCGAGACGUCCUUCAACAGUACGAUGAAAACCUCGCAAUGGCAGGCUUGGACGAAGGAUACCUCAAUAUCACACCGUAUAUGUCAUCGCACAACCUGACAGCCAUGGAGGUCGUCGAGCAUCUCCGUGCGGAAGUCGAGGCCAACACGGGUCUCACCAUCUCUGCGGGCAUUGCUCCCAACCGCAUGCUUGCGAAGAUCUGUUCAGACAAGAACAAGCCCAAUGGCGUGUUCGAGCUCGAUUUCAGUCGCGACGCUAUCACAGCCUUUAUGCGCGAGUUGCCAGUCAGGAAGAUUCCAGGAUUCGGCCGCGUCACUGAGCGAUGCCUCGAGGGGUUGGGCGUCGAGGUGUGUGGAGACAUUUACACUCGCCGUGCCGAGCUCCUUCUCAUGGACCACUGGUUCACGUUCCGCGGGCUCUGCAAAGCGUACCUUGGCAUUGCCGACAACACUGUCGAGCCUGGAAAGCGCGAGAACCGCAAGAGCGUUGGGGUGGAGAGAACCUUUCGCGAGAAGAGCAACAACGACGAGAUUCUUGGAGAGCUGGAGAGCAUCGCCGAAGAGCUUGAGGGUGACCUCGAGCGCUUAAAGUACUCUGGACGUACCGUGACAGUCAAGUUCAAGCUGCACACGUUUGAAAGCAAGUCCCGCGCGCACUCGGUCACCAAGUUUAUCAACUCCAAGGAUGACAUUCUUCCCAUUGCCCUCGAACUUAUGCGUAAAGAGUUUCCUGUGCGCAUUCGCCUGCUAGGCAUUCGCAUGUCCACCCUCAAAGACCUCACCGUUCCAGAAAAGGGAAUCAAACAGUUCUUUGGCUCCACCUCUGCUACCCCUGCUGCCUCUAGCUCCACCACUGAGGCUAUCGAUGUCACCCAGUUGGACGAUGACGACGAUGACGUCGAGCUCCUCAAGCGCAAGCCAGGUGGCAGCGACGAGCGCAGCCCCAGUGUCGAGCUGGACCCAAGCCCAAGCAUGGUCGCAGGUCCUGUCUGUCCCAUCUGCAGUCGCACUCUUGACGCUGGGACGUCCAACGUUGAGCUCAACGAGCACAUUGACCUGUGCCUCAACCACGAUGCGUUCGGCGACGAGUUCGGGGUUAGCUUGUCACCACCCAAGAAAAGGCCCGCGGGCAGUGUCGGCACGGACGUCGGCGACCGUGGUGGCAAGAAGAAGCGUCGUGGGGGCAAGACGCAGUCGAGUGGGAGUGUGUUGGACUGGCUCAAGCGCAGCCAACAGUAA
This is a messenger RNA of Apiotrichum porosum, 1809 nucleotides long. RefSeq lists its product as uncharacterized. Bases 1 to 1809 code for a protein of 602 amino acids. Gene Ontology annotation, biological process: error-prone translesion synthesis. NCBI's taxonomy places the organism in Eukaryota, Fungi, Basidiomycota, Tremellomycetes, Trichosporonales, Trichosporonaceae. Gene Ontology annotation, cellular component: nucleus. The record is from RefSeq and is a predicted model, not a curated record. Gene Ontology annotation, molecular function: DNA-directed DNA polymerase activity; damaged DNA binding. The transcript is spliced from 18 exons.